GUCUAAACAAUCUGCUGAUCUUUAAACUUUUGAAAAUCAAAUAAAUUAACUCACUCCAAUUCUCUCCCCGCUUCGACGAGAUCGCGGAGGAUUAACAAAGAAUCAGUAACGAUAUCAGCUUCAUUCCAUGGCACCCAGAUGGAAAUGGAAAGGUGCUGAAGCCAAAGCUCUUGCGGAACCAAUUUCAAACUCAGUCUCAGAGCUCCAACUCUCUCUAGCCAAAACAGAGACAUCCGGUUCCCUCUCGAGUUGCAACGUGCUUCUAGCCGUUGAGCCGGAGCAAGCUGAACUACUCGACCGCUGUUGUUUUGGCAGACUCGUCCUAUCCGCUGAGAAAGACAAGAAAUGGAUUCAGUUAUCCUUUGAAGAAGCUUUCUAUUUGCUUUACAAUCUCAAAUGCAUCAAAAUCUACCUCCAAGGCCGUUGCUUGGAGAACGAAGUCGACACAUGGAUGUACAUGAAAUCACAAAGACCAAACUUCCCGAUAUUUUUCAAAGCUUAUUCACAUUUACGGUCCAAGAACUGGGUCUUGAGGUCAGGGUUGCAGUACGGUGUGGAUUUUGUGGCAUACCGUCAUCAUCCAUCUCUUGUCCAUUCUGAAUACUCUGUGUUGGUUCAGUCUGGUGAUAGUAAUCGGUUAAGAGUGUGGUCAGAUGUCCAUUGUGCUGUUCGGUUAAGCGGGAGUGUUGCCAAAACGUUACUGACUCUCCAUGUGAGUGGUAGCUCUAAUAAAGAAGAUUUGAAACUACCUAUGUGUUUGGAGAACUACAAAGUGGAAGAGCAAACUAUUUGUAGAUGGAGCCCAGAACUCAACCGUGAAGAUGAAACCACAAAUCCAAAACCAAAUGCUACCACUGUGAGUGAUUUGAAAUCUCUUUGAUGAACCUCUCCUGGUUAACUGAGUACUCCAUGUCAAUCUCUUAAACAAUUGUUUUCAAUUAUAUUUGAUAUUGAGAUACACAACAUUUUACUUUCUUCGGGGAA
Brassica napus (rape) is the source of this 984-nucleotide messenger RNA. Its product is annotated as tRNA-splicing endonuclease subunit Sen2-2-like. The transcript is spliced from 2 exons. Gene Ontology annotation, biological process: tRNA-type intron splice site recognition and cleavage; tRNA splicing, via endonucleolytic cleavage and ligation. Lineage: Eukaryota; Viridiplantae; Streptophyta; Magnoliopsida; Brassicales; Brassicaceae. The coding region runs from base 128 to 880 and encodes 250 amino acids. Gene Ontology annotation, cellular component: tRNA-intron endonuclease complex. The record is from RefSeq and is a predicted model, not a curated record. Gene Ontology annotation, molecular function: tRNA-intron lyase activity; nucleic acid binding.